GAAGCCAAAGAGGAAAUGACUCUCCCAGUCUUGGCCCCCGCCCGCCCCGUUCUCACACCCCCCUCCCGCCUUGGCUCCCCACCCCGCCCUGCCUGUCCCCACCGGGCCAAGGCCACCAGCUCCGGUCCCCCCAGCUCCAAGAUGUCACCACCAAGCCACCUCUACUUCCUCUUCCUCCUCCUGGGCUUGGCCCAAUCUUCUUGGACACAAGGUACAUCAAUGGCCCCUGACUUAUACGAUAUGGAGAAGAACAAUUCAACGCCAUCUGAGGAGCCACUUGCUUCAAGCUUAAGCACAGCUCCAAGCCCAACCACCUCAGAACUCCAGUCAAUUUCGAGAGAUCCUAGCAAAGAUGAUAAGGACACAGGUCAGACCAAAGCAGAGGCCACGAUGAAAACAACCUCAGUAAUGGGUAACUUGAACCCUACGACCGUAGGGAGGAGAAUAAGUCCCAGGACUCCUUCCAUCUCUUCUGAUCCUGAGGAGACUUGGAAUCCCUUCCAAAGUGAUGAAUACACUCUCCGGAAGAGGGGUUUAAUUGCAGCUGCUGUGCUCUUCAUCACAGGCAUCCUCAUCCUCACGAGUGAUCGGUGCCGCCAAUUCCGCUGGUGCAGAAGGCAGCAGCGGAGUGCCUACAAGGUGACCCAAGCCUGAGCCCCCAAACUCUCAUGAAGAAGCUCCAACGAAGCCAGAGCAGUGGAUGGACCCCAAGGUUCUGACCAACCCUGAGGCUCAGGGAGCUCUGGGAAGAAAGUACCACUGACCAGUCCUUUGGUUUCUCAUCAUCAUAACCUCUUCCUCCAGAAGGCACGAGCUCCCCCAAUUUCUUGGUCUCUCUGACCACCCCCCCCCAACUCCAAGAUCCCAAGUUUCUCAGCACCUAGCACAGUGUCAAAUGCUCAAUAAACAUUUGCGGGACAAA
Messenger RNA from Dromiciops gliroides (monito del monte), 922 nucleotides. RefSeq names its product FXYD domain containing ion transport regulator 5 (gene FXYD5). The record is from RefSeq and is a predicted model, not a curated record. The coding region runs from base 16 to 654 and encodes 212 amino acids. Gene Ontology annotation, biological process: regulation of sodium ion transmembrane transporter activity. The transcript is spliced from 10 exons. Lineage: Eukaryota; Metazoa; Chordata; Mammalia; Microbiotheria; Microbiotheriidae. Gene Ontology annotation, cellular component: membrane. Gene Ontology annotation, molecular function: sodium channel regulator activity.